ACAAGCCCCUUGUGCUGGCCUCUCAAAGCUUGGGGCAGAACCGUUGGUGGUGGCGCAGCGAGAGGACGGCCCAACUGUCAUCUUUCAGACUAAACUCCCCGAUAGAGCUCUAAGCGCCUAAAGUUUCAAAGACACCUUUAAAAUGGACCAUCCCCGCAAGUUUGAACACCAGGACAUCAGCUACCAGAGCCUCGGAAUUGAUGUGUCUUCGGAAAGAGCUAAAGAAGUGAUGCCACCUAUGAUCAAUGUUGAGGGAGGAAAUGAUGGUGGUGACCAAUUUUGGCCUAAAUCUGACUUGGGAAGAGCGACAGGAGAAGACAGUAGUUUUGUGGGUACAGGAGCGCCCGGAGCCAAAAACGAAGGCAAACACAAGGGCUAUGGUGACCAGGACCAGCCAACUCUACCUGCAGAAACCAGGACCCAGCAUUUGCAGGACGAUGCUGACAUAAGCAUGAUCUGUAGAGCCUUCAGCCAGCUGAAACUUGAAGAUCUGGACCACGUGUUCCAAUGCACUCAGUUCCCCAACAUCUUUGUGAGAAACGAAGUUGGAAUGCCCACAAGUGUUGAACCCGAAGCUGAAUCCGUUGGGCACAGUGAACCGGAAGAGGAGCUGCUCAAGCAGUCAUUCUAAAAGGUUGGGAGAGAUAACUCAACAGUCAAGAGGAUCCAGAUUCAAACUCCAGAACGUACAUGAUGGCUCCCAACGACCUUUACCUCCGGUUUCAGAUUUGAUACUCUUCCGGUUUCCCUGUGCAUAUGGUCCAUCCACACAGGCAAGAAAUCCAUAUAUGCAUUUUUGGAUUAAAGCAUACCAACUUAGCAAAUUGAACAAAUUUAGGUUGUGGCCUUGCGAUAAAAGGACAAUUUACCCAAACACAGUAUAUAAGCAAUUAAACACAUAUUUAGCUCUGAUGAAGAUAUCUCAAAAGUCAAAGUACCUGACUGUCCUAUUUUUAGCCUAGAGUAAUAUAGUAUGAAUAGUCCUAAGCCUAGAUUUUAAUUUUUCUAAAAUAGUUAUGUCAUCUUAAGACACUGCCAAAAUAAUUGGCGUGGUUGUUGGUAAAACAUUAACAAAUUGGAAAUUUUUCAAAAAUUGGAACAAAGAACAAUCUAGGAGCUGGUGGCUCAGAGGAUAUAGGUGCUUGCUAUAAAAGCAUAAAACCCUGAGUUCAAUUCCAGAAUAAAAGGAGAGAGAAAACUCCAAGAAAGUUGUCCUCUGACCUUCACAGUAUGCAGUCAGAACACAUACAAUCAUUAAAAAAAAGAAAAAGUUAGGACUAGAGAAAUGGUUUCGUACUUAUGAGCAAGUUAUAUUGCAGAGAACUCUGGUUCAAAGUACUAAUGUCAUGUGGCUCAUGGCCCCUUGCAACUCUCCAGAAAAUCUGAUGCCUUUGAACUCCAAGGGCUUCUACACUGUUGCACACAUAUACGCUCCCACACAUGCGCACAACUAGAAUAAAGGAUAGCAGUAAAAUGAAUGGCUCAACUACAUACCUUGGAGAUAGGGCACAAUUUGAACUCUUUUCCCAGACAUUUCUGGUGCUGUUUUGGGCUUUUUUCCCCCCUCUGUUUUGUUUGAGGCAGGCUUGUUACUGUAGCCCUAGCCUCCAAUGUAUUCACUAUGUUUCCCAGACUGGACUAGGAAUACACAGCAAUCAAUACU
This is a messenger RNA of Mus musculus (house mouse), 1663 nucleotides long. It is a transcript of the gene Gm9, whose product is annotated as predicted gene 9. The transcript has 4 exons. The record is from RefSeq and is marked predicted. Lineage: Eukaryota; Metazoa; Chordata; Mammalia; Rodentia; Muridae. The coding region runs from base 143 to 631 and encodes 162 amino acids.